AUGGCCUCGAAUCCCCCAAUUAUCGAAGAUAGCAGCCACAACUUCAAUACCGACGAGGAAACCAUCGCUAUCAGGAAGAAACGGUUGAGGCGCGUGAGCUUUGCUGACCGCGAGAUCACUUCCGUCCACAUCUUCAACCGCGACGAUGAAUAUGAGACCCCUCCUGACCCAUCUUCCACGAAAAACGACAUUUCCGACCGAGACGAUGAACUUCAGAGGUUUUUCGGUGACCUCGCAGAUAGCGAUGAUUCUAAAGAAAUCUCAUCGCCCACUGGUGCUGUUGGGAACGAUAACGAUGAUUCCAUCAAUUCCAGGAAGUCGUUUUUUAGGCCGCUUGAAUCUCCGUCUCCCGGUAGUAACAGCAUCGUUGGCUCUGCUACUUCUAAUGAUGAGGACAAUUUUUUUGGGCCCGUGUCGGCAAGUUUUAUUAGACCUGGAAGAUUAUCUGAUUCUGGUGCAUCAGAUUGUAAUCUUGAUGUAACAAUGGAUUCGACUGCAUUUUCAAUGCAUUACCGAAGUCUUGUCAAGUCAGUAUCAGGUGAAGACUUAAAGACUCCUACUGAGGUUCUUGUUGCUGUCGAAGAGAAAACACCUUCCAAUAUUACCACCCCUUCUGAUCCAGGGAGUUUAAUGGUAUUGACAAAAGAUAGGAAGGUAAUUUUACGGAAUCCCUGUGGUAUUGUGGAGGGUAGUGGGGGUAGAGAUUCAAAUGAUAUGAGUCUUGUGGAAGAAAACAUGCGGAGUUAUGAUUAUGGGAAACUUUCUCCUGAUUUGGAAGCACUUUUAUCAGAAGCCAUGAAGGAGCCACAAGCUGCAUCUGCUUUCCUUUCUGAUUCUACUAAUGUGAAAUUGUUGGAAAGGAGUGAGGUUUCUAUAUUUGAUGAGAAUGGGAGCAGCCACAUGGAUAGAAAGGAUGGUGAAGAUAAAGAAAUAGGCAAGGUUGACAUGCUUGACAUAUCUGCCAAGGGAGUAUCUGUGGCCAGCAUGGAAUUAGACGAGGGAAAUGGCAUUUCUGUGAGCACCCUUGCUGAUCAGUGCAGCUCCCCUCUUAGAACUGAAGGUGUAGCAGUGAAUGCAUUCGCUCAUCACCGAGUACAAAGUCCUAUUCAGCUGAGCAAAGUGCAAACUACUGAUCAGCCGGGUGUAGUGCAAACUGCUGAUCAAGUGAGCAAAGCACAAACUGCCAAUCAGAUGAGCAAAUUACAAACUCAUAAUCAGAUUAUGCCAGUGAAUAAUAACAACAGUAAAGUUGCAAUUGCAAUGGAUGUGGAUUUACCUGCUGCUAGUAUUGGCAUCACAUCUAAUAUGGAUGCUCAAGUUCUGACGCUCGAUUCACUAAAAAUACAUGAAUCUGGACAGCAUUCAGCUGACAUUCUUAAAAAAAAUUAUUUUGAGGAUAGAAGAAAUAAUUAUGACCCUGAUCAUAAUUCUGAUAAACAACAUGGAUCCAUAUCUUCAUUGUCUGCUAAAAAAAGGCAGCAGAUAUUUUUGGAUGCUUCUAAAUCCUGUAGGCCAUUAUCAUAUGUGACUCCUUCACCGAAACAACCAGAUUCCUGUUUAGGCAAGGCAAACUUAAAAAGUGGUUGGGUUCAGCCUUCUCCCCUUGUGUCUAGUUUGAAAGAUAGAAUUGAAAAAUCAAAACUUAGAUCAUCAAAUUUCAUUUCUUCUGCAACUUCUUUCAAUUCAGUGGACAGAGAUCAUGAAAGGCUAAGGUUAAGCAACAUAGAUGGCUAUAGAACUGUGCCUCCAAGUGAUGUUGAUGAUUUGACUAACACCGCAAGCCUUUCAGAAGAUGAGGAGUCUCUUAUGCACAUGUCUGCACAUAUUCUGUCCAAGGAGAGGGAAGUCAGGCCACAUAUUUUGGCAGAGAAAUCGGUGGACAGGGCAUCACUUAUUCCUGGAUCUGGCUCCUCAUCAGUGGAGAUUAAAGUGGGUUCCGGAAAUCUUAUGAAAACAACCAAUGCACCUGCUAAUUUUGUUUCUCCUUCAUUGAAGGUGUUGAAUCAGGGGUUAUCAUCACCGAUAAAACACCAACAAAGUCUCUCUGGCGACAUGAAGCAGCAAUUGACAUUUGAUGAACUUGUUAGCAUUUGCUUCAAUCAAGAUAAGAAUUCAGCAGGUAAUGUUUCCAGUGGCAGCCAUUCCACUGCAGUCACUGACGAAUUGUUAUCACGGUUUGCUGAAAGGAGACCACAGUCUGGUUCACUUCUCCUUGAUAUUAAUUAUUCUGAAGACGGUUCUCAAGUGAAAUGGGUGGAUGACAGUCAAAGUUAUCUUCAGAAUAAGCAUGGUGCAUCUAAAUCCUCAGUGAACUUCCAAACUCCUUUUAGGGAGAGGAAUGCCUCAAAUAUUCAUUCAGGAAGCCCAGACAGGAAUAUCCUAAUUGUUGCUCCUGACCCGAGCCAUUCUGAAGAGGAACUUCCUGGGGAAAAAAAUAAAUCUCCUCUGCAGGCCUUAGCUUCCUUGUACAUUCCUAAUAAUAAUUUCCAGAGUUCUUCUGUUCGGAAAAGAAGAAUUGAAGAACCAGUUGUUGAGGAUGCAGAACAUGCAGAAGAGAUUAGGAGGAUAAAGAGGAGCCCAUACAAUAGGAAUCCAGAUUUGGAUAUGGAGCCCGUGCUGGAGUGUUCUAAUGGAAGCAUCAAUGAUAGGGAGAUGGUUAUAGGUGACUUGCCAUUGAAACGUUGGACUGAUAUUUCACUAAAAUUUUCGGCAGACACAAAACAGUUGCUUUCUCCAUCAAUUGAAAAGCUAAAUAUUAAAGUGAUUGGUAUGUUGCAAGAUAUUUUGGUUUGCCAGCAGAAGGUUAAGAAGUUUGAGAUGCUUUGUUCCCAAAUCCAGCCUCAGAAAAGAACACAGCAACUGAGCUCUGCAAUUCAGGAAUCCAAGAUUUUAAAAUCCAGCAGUAUUUGGCAUCCUUCCAUGUCUGGUGAAGUUGAUGAUAAUCUUCGAAAUUCAUGCACGGUUAAAUAUGGCAGAAAAAUCGAGGAUUCCAACGAGAAAUUAGUCACAAUGAGGCUUGAGUCUGAAGCUUUAGAUAGGAAUAUAAAGAGUUUAACUAAAUCUUUCCAUAGCUACUGCAAAAUGAAAGGUGAGCCAAGCUGUGCUGAGACUAUUGCUCUAGUUAAUGAUCAUCUGAGGAGGAGAACCUCUUGCAGGUUCAUACGCAAGGAUUUGCAGUUGUGGGAAGUUGAGGAUCUGAGUAGCAGGAAUGGUCAACUAAGUAUUGUUCUCAACUAUCAAGGCUUCAUCUGCCAAAGGUUCACAAUAAAUGCAGUUCCCAUCCGUAGUAUAUCUAUUGCAAACCAAUUGAAUUACAGAACUAUCACGAAGAUCUUCCCUAAUAUGGAUGCUUGUGUAGCAUUUUCAUAUGCUCUAAAUUCUGAGACUACUAAGAAGUAUGUUGGCUCCAAAAUUUUGGCACAAGAAACACAAUAUGGACAAACAAAUGAAGCUAAAUCAAUACCACUUUUGGGAGCUGGGACCUUUAACCUUGGAGUUUAUCCAUCAGCAGUUGUUCCAUAUCAGUUACAAGCUUCUGCUAAUGGAACACACAAGUUGUUGCCCGAGUCAGUCUCAGCUCAAGUAAAAGCUGAUGUUGAUAAUCUUACGAUCGGCUUUUCAAGGAUUGGCAUUCUGGUCAGUUUUGCUGAUUUUGCUAUAACAACCGUAACUACAAUUGCUCGUAGAGAUGUGCUGUUUUCACUAAAUAUAGUAUUUUUCGGUUUGGCUUCUCUUACCGUCAGGGUCCACUCGAGAGUAGUCUCUCUAUCUGAUAUCUGUUCUGAUGGGACAGGAAAGGAUUAUGAGAUGAGAUAUGAGUCUUUAGGCUUUAGGCUGCAGUGCAGGAGUUUCCUUAAAAUGGCUCCGACAUGGAAAUACAUUUACCAUUUGAAGGAAGAAAACUUCUGGAAUUUAAGGUUGAUGGCAGCCCAGGAAAUAGUUUCUGCGCACGCCUACAGGCCUAUGUGGAAACUGGAAAGUCUUCUUCACUUGCAGAAAUAG
Dovyalis caffra is the source of this 4002-nucleotide messenger RNA. The record is from the annotation of a GenBank genome assembly. NCBI's taxonomy places the organism in Eukaryota, Viridiplantae, Streptophyta, Magnoliopsida, Malpighiales, Salicaceae.